AGUCAAUUUGAAGUAGCAGUAGCAGUAGCGGUGGCUUGUUCACGUUCGCGAGUGACCAGCAGUUGAAUUUUGGACAAUUUGCUUGCAAUAGACUUUAGUUGAUUCACCAUGGAUGCGGUCAUGGAAGUCGAUGAGAGUGCGGAGGUAGCUCCCAAGGAAAAUCCCAUGGAAUUGGAAUCAGAAGAGGGGGAGUUAUCGGACGACGAUGGGGAGAUUCAAGAAGCAGAUGUCCUGGAAGAUGCUUCUUCCACUGACCCUCUCAAGAAGCCUGAGAUACCAGAAAUCCGCGUAUUCUGUCCCCUGGAGUCUGAUAUGAAAAUUCAAAAUCGAGCGGGAGGAUUCAUCACAGGCAUUGACGUUUUUGGAAAAGAAGAACAGGCCAGACUUGUAGAGCGGGCAAAGAGAUUUGGUCUCGACACUUCUCAAUCCAAUUUAAUAACAGAGCAUUCCUUAAAGAAAUUGUACCGCAGUGUCGGUGUCAAAGAAGGUGAUGAUAAGGAAUUCAAGUUUGACUCUCUGCAAAUGCACGGCACUGAGGCCAUGAGUACUCAAGAUGUGUUUGAAUACUUUAAGGACUAUGCCCCAACUUCCAUUGAGUGGAUAAAUGAUGAAUCAUGCAAUGUGGUGUGGCUAGACAAUUUAUCAGCCAUUCGUGCACUAUUGGGUAUUUCUAAACCUAUUAAGAAUUUGAACAAGUUAAGAGAUCAAGAGCCAAGCAAAGAAAAGUCCCCCUCAAAGAUAAAGAAAGAAAAAGAUGAUGAAAAUAAGUCUGGUGAAGACAGUGAUGUGAUUAUGAUUGAAGAUGAAGCGGAGACUGCUGCCAAACAAGCAGCUAAGCUACUAGAUGAAGAGUUGGCUGCUGAUCCGGAGGCUAUAGAUGCUUUGGAAUUGAACAUGCAUAUUCCACCUGGGCAAUGGCGUAAAGGUGACACUCAUCCUAACUCUGACGGGAUUCUCCUACGUUUCUGUCCGCGACACCCAAAAACAAGAGAGGACGGCCCCAAAAGGCUUCCUCAACCCGUCUUUGGUAUGGUUGGUCUUGUGUCCAAAUCUCGCAAGCAACGCAUUAAAGAAGGUCUUCUGGUACGCCCCAAGAUGUUCCAUGAUGACAUGGGUGAUGAACGGGACUUUGUCAUCAGCUCUGAUGAGGAGGAUGGCCGGAAUCCUUGGGGAACUCUAGCAAAGAGUUGGAGCAACAUUGAUCGUUCCAGACGUCCCCCUGCGCCAGUAGAUGAUGAUUUGUUCGGACCACGUCUCCCCCCAGGUCUACCCCCUAUGCAUCGUAUGCCUCCAUCAAUGCCUCUCCCACCUCAUUCUAUAUUGAAUAGAAUUGGUGUAAGACCAGAAAAACUUUCUACUCAGAGCAGAAGAAAACGGUCUAAGUCACGGUCACACUCACCGUCACUUUCCCCAAUUGUGGCUAAGACAAAGUCUGCUAUUCAUGCUAGACUCCAUGGAAAAAGACGAAAGAGAGAUGAGGAUGAUUCUGAUGACUCUGCCUUUUCGGGUAGUGAAAGUGACAAUGAGUCUUGGUCUCGAAAGAGCAAAAUACCCCGUAUGAGGAUGUAUGCUGAUGAAGAAGAAGUGAAGGUUAAGGAAAGAACAAAGCUGCAAGCACGAAGAAGGUUGGGUUCACAAAGUCAAAUGCACUCUGGUCCUGAGAAAAGCGUUGAUUUGCGUGAUCGUCUUGGAAGGGAUGGAGCCAGGCAUGGCGGUUCAUCAAGGACAGAAAGCAGUCAUUCACAACGAUGGAGAUCUGACCUCUCAGAUAGAGUAGUUCGAUCUGAGCGUGUCAAGAGCCAUUCUCGUCCAAAGCCCACCGUCAAGAGCGUAGCAUCAUCCGUUUGGUCUCGACUAUCUACUGACAGAGGGAUAAGAAUUAAACAUGAAGAAGAAUCUAGUGCAUCAGAUAGUGAACAUAGUGACACUACUAGUAGUAGUCAGGAAAAUCUCCAAAUUACCCGGACUUUGAGAGACGAAAGUGAUGAAGACGAAAGUUCUCAGUCAGAGUCAGAUAGUAGCAGUGAAGAAUAUUCUUCCAGUGAACAAGAAAGUGAGGAAUCAAGACCCCAGGGAGAUCUAAGGUCAAGACUAGGAUUCAAGCAAGCAUCCAGCAAGAGUCGCAGUAGAAGUAAGAAGAGCUCAAAGAGCUCCAAAAGCACAACUAAUCUUCCAAAACAGAGAUCACCCCUUCGUAUUGAAAUUGACAAUGAUGAAUAUUACCGAUCUCAAAAGGACAAUAGUUAAAAUAUUUGAUUGUACAACCCCUUCCUUAAAGUUCCAAUUAAGUCUGUUCAAGUUAGUGCUCAUAGGACAUUACAAAUUAUGUUUACAAUUUUGUUAACGUGGAGAAGUUAAUAAGAUUUUUUUGUGACAAUUUUUAUUGUGGUUUUAACUGAUUUGUGUAAUUUUUGAUUGCUGAUUUAGAAGAGGGCCAAUCAAGAGUCGGUGCCCCUGCCUUUGUUUAAUCAUUGUGGUCAACAAAUUAGUGUAAAUGAGUUCAAUAAUUCUUAAUCUAUUGAGACAUCUUUUUCAGAUAGUUCUAUAUUUCCUUCAGUGCUUUGUCUUGGGUGUGAGAUGAAUGGUUACUUUUUAAGAAGUAAAUUUGACAGCUUUGAGAUUUAUGUCUAUGUAUGUGAUACAUAUUGAGUUCUUCCGAAGAAUUUCUGUCUAACCUUUUGUUGUUAAACGAAUUUACAACGAUUUUUUUUCUGUGAAAACUUAUCAUAGUUCUGGCUUAUGAUGAGUCAUAAUUUUUGUUUACCAAUAUUACUUUGUUAGUUUUGGUGAUGGAGGCUUGUGUACUUUGGGAUGUACAUAUUUGAUACAUAUGAUGUAGACCUUUUGAUAAAAUUUGUGUCCUACCUGUUACUGAGCCUUCAUCACUCCAAGAGCAACUUUAAUGCAGGUUCAAGUCAAUUUCCUUUUCUCUAGAAGAGUAGAGAACUCAUUAUUAAAUAAUGUUCAUAUUUACAAUUGCAGUUUUAUUAACCAUAUGCAUUCAUUAAUACUGAAAAGUAGCAAAAGCCUAAUAUUAAUAUAAAAUUGGUCCUCAUUUUCAAUAGUGGCAAAGAUUGCAGUUCAACAACAAAUUGUGUGGAUGUGGUGAAAAAAGCCUGCCCAGCAGAAUUACUGUGUGGCACC
Thrips palmi is the source of this 3144-nucleotide messenger RNA. Its product is annotated as nuclear cap-binding protein subunit 3-like. Gene Ontology annotation, cellular component: cytosol; nucleus. The record is from RefSeq and is a predicted model, not a curated record. The coding region runs from base 109 to 2247 and encodes 712 amino acids. Gene Ontology annotation, molecular function: RNA 7-methylguanosine cap binding; mRNA binding. NCBI's taxonomy places the organism in Eukaryota, Metazoa, Arthropoda, Insecta, Thysanoptera, Thripidae. The transcript is spliced from 9 exons.